Adineta ricciae is the source of this 780-nucleotide messenger RNA. The record is from the annotation of a GenBank genome assembly. Lineage: Eukaryota; Metazoa; Rotifera; Eurotatoria; Adinetida; Adinetidae.
AUGUUACAUAUAUCAUCUGUUUCAUUUCUUCUGGUAUACGAAGGACGAAUGAAGCCAGCUAGAAGCAGUGACGAUGAACCGGACGUAAUUGACCUAACAAAAUGCUAUAAUCAUCAAGGAAUACUGACAUUUUCUAUUCCACCUCCAUCCCCAUUCGCUGAUAAUCAAUUUCAGUCUCAAAUGAUGUUCUAUCAGAACGAUGAUGAACAUCAAUCCAAUGCAAUUAUGACUUGGUCAGUGCCUACAGAACAAGGAAGCUUAAGCUAUCGAAUCAAUAACAAUGAACAUCCGACCUUUAACAUUGCGAAUGAUAGGCAAACAACGCAAACGACUAGUAAAUGGCGACGCGCAUUAAACAAAUUAUUGAGACGAAGAAAAUUUGUCGAGCGGAAACAAGUUAAUCCUGUUAACGUUAAUCAUGUGUAUAAUUUCGGUUCGGGCAAAAUAACUGAAGUGAAUACGUUAACAUUACGUUCGAAUAAUCAGAAACGUGUCCAUUGGUUUGACGAUGAAGAAAAUCAAAUAAAUCAAUGUUAUUAUUUCACAGAACAAUUACAAUCUUUUGUUCAGCUGAUUAUUGAUGGUAAAGACAGUGAAGACGACUUCGAUAAAUGUCAAUUGGCGUUGGAUCAGCUUCAGUCAAUAGGAAAUUAUCGAGAAAUUAAAGAAGAAUUUGAAGAAUUGAUUAGAUUAAGCCACAGCCGAGAUACGAAUCGAUUGAUUCAACAAGAGAAAUACAUUGAAAGUUUAGUUUCUCGCAUGACUGUUUUUUCUGCUUAA